AAAUUCAUUUAAUAUUUGAGUUUACGGUCACCAAAAUAAUAAUAAUAGAACAUGUUAUCAAAUUUUGAAAAAAUUUAAAAAUUUAAAAAUUAUUUAAACAUGUUAUCCAAAUCCAAACUAAACUCUCAAAGAUAUGAACUGACGCAAAACUAAAGUUAUAAAUACUCAGAGUUGGACUUGAUGCUUUAAUGCACUUUAUAAGAAGAUUAUCAUGACACUAAGCAGGGUGAACAACACAAAAGUAUGCGUAAAUGGUUUUAAAGAUGCACAUUGGGCUACCUAGGAAAACUAAUUUUAUAAGGCCCAUUGGUUAAAACCUAUUAACAGCCCAGUUAGGGUGAUAAACAUCAUCAACCAUGAGCACAAAAAGCUAUUUAAACUCUUGGUUUGAAACCGCCUCAUGAACACGAAGCUCUGUAAGCAAGCUGUAAAGUAAACCUUUCCACCACCAGCGUCAAGCGUUCUUCGUCGUCGUGAUUAUCUGGUGAGACCAUAUAUCUACCCAAAUCGAAGAUCAAACCCUGAUUAGCCGAUCAUGACGCUGAAUUUGAGAUCCGUAAUUGCCCAGGCACAUCGAAGUUGGAGAUCGGUUGCGCCUCGCUGCAACUUCUCGUCAUCUACUCGUGAGUCAAAAAACGGACAAGGAAAAAGAGCUGUGUGUACUAUCUUCAUAAUUCGAGGUCUAGCAAUGGGUGUGGGAUAUGUCAUAGGGGAGGUUUAUUGGCACGAUUGGGUCCAAGAGAACCAGAGGAAGUAUGAUGAAAACAUUGAAUACUUUGAACGUUCCGAGAAGAUGUGGGCUCAGUUUGCGGCGGAAGAUCGACUGAGGUCACGAGCUGCUCUAGUGUCUGAUCGAAAUUCGGCUCGGUUCGGAUUUUGGAUAGUAUGCCCAUGAGUAAUUUUAGCUUUACCCCUUUCGAGAGAGAAGAAGCAAAACCUAAAUUCCUGAUCAUGCCGCCGAGUAAUCUGAGAGCCGUCGUUGCGCAGAUGUACCGGGGAGAGGCUACGAGGGGUUUGAAGAGUAGAGAUUCAUCUUUGGUGCCAAGGAAGAAGAAUCCUUCUGUUCUCCCAUGGGUGGUGGCUGGUUAUACAGUUAGCUUUGUUCGGAGUAAUGCUUCGUAUAUCUUCUUUUUCAUUACUUACAAUACAUACUUGUGAUUGCUUCUUUUUCCAUACCUCAGGUAGGAUGAAUUUACGUCGACGCCAGCGGAUGUUGGAUAAACAGAUAGAAUCAAACAAUUUGCUACGUGAACAGGUGAUGAAGGCGGAUUCACUCUAAUUCUAUGCGGGGAUUCUCUAAUGAAAUAAGAUCUUGUGAGCAGUAUGUGUUUUGGAUGCUCAUGUUGUCAAACCUUUAUGUUUUUUUUUUCUUUUUAAUGGGUUUGUAUUAUUAUUACAUCAACACUCCUCUAUUUUCAACAACUGAUUUGUCUUUUCAGUGCCGGACUCUUCUAUUUUCAACAACUGAUUUGUCUUUUCAGUGCCGGUCAUCAAUAAACCUUGUUUUUGGUACUU
Molecule: messenger RNA, 1515 nt
Organism: Brassica rapa (field mustard)
Lineage: Eukaryota; Viridiplantae; Streptophyta; Magnoliopsida; Brassicales; Brassicaceae
Source: RefSeq, a predicted model, not a curated record